AUGUCUGCAGACGACGAUGACUAUCUCUCAGACAAGUUCUUAGCCCCUUUGUCCUCGGCCCUACUGAAGCCGGUCACCUACUCGCAGCUACGAAAACAGGCUCAAAAGAGAUCACAAUCGAAGAAUGAGCAGAACAGAGUGAAGAGCAGGCGACAACGCGAGCUCGAGUCCCGUGAAGAGGGUCUUAGCAAGAGUUUGUUCGAACGCGCCAAAGAGGAGGAGACCGCUGGCAUUGGCUCAGGCAACAAAGCACUGUCGAUAAUGAUGAAGAUGGGGUUCAAACCAGGCCAACCUCUCGGAUAUCCUGGUCAAGUACAGACAGAUGGAGCUGAGUCGAAGGAGUCACAACCGCCUCCUGCCGUGGCUGAGCGGUCCACCUCUCCGUUGAGAAGCUCUAGCUCUGGGUCCGAUCCUACUCAAGCGGAAUCCCAUGCAAAACACAAAACUGAACCGUUACCAAUCCAAGAAUGGGUCGGCAGGCAGGGUAUCGGUCUAGGCAAACGUGCUCGUUCUCCCAGCGCUACGGAGCGUAUUGCAAAGAUGGCAAAGAUGGCUGAAGAAAAGGACCAUCGUGACUUCCGCGAGCGAGCCAGAGACGAGUACAACAAUCGAAAGGCCGAAGGGAGAUUAGCCCCCGCGCAACUGACCUGCUCAACCUUGGAUGAGCAAAUGGGGAAAGCGUUCAACGUUCUUUGGCUGAACCCCAACAACCCGAAUAUAUUCCCCGCUGGAUUGAUAGAUGCCUUAGCUAACCAUGGUAAUCUCUCCGUCGGUUCGGGGCACCAAGGAAACUCGGACUCCAUCGAGGACUGUGUUAGGAAGCAAAUGCAGGCUGAUGCGUUACAUCCUCUGGACAACGAUGACGACGGAUUAACGGCCAAGAUGAAGUCGUCAGUCCAGGGUGAAGAGCACUUUUCUUCUGACGUUCUCGAAGAGGCAACCCAGUUUCUCCGUCUCCAGCCACAGGAUCGCUUGCACCUUGUUCUUUCCUAUCUCCGUGAAAGGCACACAUACUGCUUUUGGUGUGGGGUCACGUACGAGAACGACGAACUCCAAAGUCAAUGCCCUGGACCGAACGAGGACGACCACGACUGA
Molecule: messenger RNA, 1095 nt
Organism: Cyclocybe aegerita
Lineage: Eukaryota; Fungi; Basidiomycota; Agaricomycetes; Agaricales; Hemipholiotaceae
Source: the annotation of a GenBank genome assembly